Molecule: messenger RNA, 2072 nt
Organism: Cladocopium goreaui
Lineage: Eukaryota; Dinophyceae; Suessiales; Symbiodiniaceae
Source: the annotation of a GenBank genome assembly
UCUUAAGUUGUCACCAUGUUGUCUAGAUUGACUACAUCCUCUUCACUGCGGAGGUUUUCAUCCACCGCCAAAGGAAGUUAUGACUACAUCAUCAUUGGUGCGGGCUCGGCAGGUGCUACCAUCGCCCACCGAUUGGUAAAGGAUGCGGGGGCCAGUGUGCUGCUGAUCGAGAACGGCAGUAGUCACUACGGCAGCUGGGAUUGGUGGAAAAUCAACAUGCCCGCGGCGCUGACCUUCAAUUUGGCAGAUGCCAAGUACAACUGGGACUUCUACACCGUUCCGCAGAAACACAUGGAUGGCCGACGUUUACAUCAGCCCCGAGGGCGGGCGCUGGGAGGCUCUUCCAGUCUGAAUGCCAUGGCCUAUGUGAGAGGGCAUGCCUUAGACUACGAACGCUGGGCGAAGGAGAUUGGCGAAGGUGGUGAUGCCUGGUCCUACAGGAACAUCCUGCCCUACUACCGCAAAGCUCAAAGUCAUCAAGCUGGCGAGUCCACCUACCGUGGAGGUUCGGGCCCCUUGACGGUGACGCAACGACGGACCAAAGCAGUAGAAGCCAUCAACCAAGCCUUUGUGCUGGCGGGGGAGCAGGCUGGCUAUCCCAGGACAGAUGACAUGAACGGGUUCCAACAGGAAGGCUUUGGACCGAUGGAUAUGACGGUCACGCCUGAUGGCAAACGAGCCAGCACCUGGGAAUGCUACCUGAAACCCCUGAUGCAUCCGCAGACACCUGAGGACGAAGCAGCCGGAAAGCGAUUGAAGUUGAUCAGCAACGAGAUGGCUGUGCGGCUGUUGUUCGACAAGACAAAGGUGGUGGGAGUGGAGACCAUCGCCUCCCCGAAGCCCAAGAAAGGUGGUGGCUUUUACAGUGAGACCUCGGGUGUCACGGAGAAACACGUGGCCAAAAGUGAGGUGAUUUUGUGCGCAGGCGCCGUGGGAUCUCCUCAGCUGUUGAUGCUCAGUGGCAUCGGAAAUGCCAAGGACUUGGAAAGACAUGGAGUGCCGGUGCUAUUGGACAAGCCAAUGGUUGGGGAGAAUCUGCAAGACCAUUUGGAGUUCUAUGUGCAGUACUUGAGCCAGUUGCCCUGCUCCCUGUACCCCUGGGCUGCCACAAUUCCUGGCUUGGGCCUUCUCUCCAAAUACGCCUACCGGCAGCCGUGGCGGGCUAUCCAAGCGGGUAUCUUAUGGAUGCUGGCGGGGAGAGGCAUCGGCUCUUCCAACCACUUCGAAGUGGGUGGCUUCAUCAGGUCCAGGGAAAAUAUGCCGCACCCGGAUUUGCAGUACCACUUCAUCCCAGGCAUCGUCACAGGUCAACUGGACUUCUUGGCGGAGCACGGCUACCAGGCGCACUGCGGCACCAUGCGCCCCACCAGCCGCGGCACGGUGCAGCUAAGCAGUGGCAGCGCGUUGGAUGCGCCGUUGAUCGAUCCCAAUUUCCUGGCGACGGAGGAGGAUCGCCGCGAUCUCCGAGCGGGGCUGCGGCUGACGGUGGAAAUCAUGGAGCAACAGGCGCUACAGGAGUUCAAGCGCGAGAGAUAUGCGCCGCUGUUAAAUCUCAACUUGGACAGUGAUGAGGAGGUCGAUGCCUGGAUUCGAGCAUCAAGCCAUUCAGGCUACCAUCUGUCCUGCACCUGCGCCAUGGGCAAGGUGGUAGAUGCAGAGGGACGAGUGAAAGGUGUGGAAAAUCUGCGAGUGGCAGAUGCAUCCAUUAUGCCCUCAAUGACCAGCGGCAACCUCAAUGCGCCAACGAUUAUGAUGGCGGAGCUGCUUGCAGAUCGAAUUCGGGGAGAAGCUCCGUUACCUCCUGAGGAGGCGAGCUGGUACGAACCACCCAACUGGAAGACCUCUCAGCGUUGAGGCGCCAUUUUGCAGACGUGGAUGAACUUGGCCGUUCGUGUACAGGGCUUAACAGUAACAGUAGCGCUGUUGUUACAGCUGUUCCAACAGAGGAUCAACUGGAUCCAACUCUAAAAAUCCAACUCUUUUGCUGAAGGUCUAGGGAUCUUCACAAUUGGCAGAUGACAUCCUAAAGGGGAUGGAUCAUCACGGCAGUGACCGAGAAUGAUAUCAAAGGG